Darwinula stevensoni is the source of this 867-nucleotide messenger RNA. Lineage: Eukaryota; Metazoa; Arthropoda; Ostracoda; Podocopida; Darwinulidae. The record is from the annotation of a GenBank genome assembly.
AUGAACAACAGUGUGAGCGUUAAGUAUGCGGAAUGCGCCUCGUGCAGGCGGGCCAUCGGCGACCUCCGUUACAAGUGCCUCGCGUGCCCCGACUGCGACCUGUGUCCCGCCUGCGAGGAGAGGAGGGUCCACUCCCAUCACCCAGUGCUUAGAUGGUCUGCGAGGAACGGCGAGAAGAAUGGGCUUUCUUCGGCCGAUCCCGAACCCGCGAGAUCGCUCUGCUCGCUGUGCAACGGCUCCAUCGCCGGCUUUCGUUACCUGUGCGCGAACUGCCAGGCGAGUGCGUGCGGGCCGUGCAACGAGAACGACGCCGUGCACGCUGAGCAUCCCGUCAUCCGAUUUUCGUCUUUCGUCUCGCAAGCCGCGACUCCGUGGAAGUGUGGCGUCUGCGAGAGCGAGCAGGACCAAGGAGCACGAUACAAAUGCCUGGCGUGCCCGGACUUCGACCUCUGCUCUUCGUGCGCUGCCGGACAGAAUCACAUCCAUCAUCCGAUGCUUCGCCUCCAAUUCACUCACAGCGAUGCAGCCUCGCCGCCAGAGCCCCGACCUCCAAUCCUCCGAGCCCAGUCGCUUUCGUGCCUCCGAGCCCAGUCGUCUCCGUCCCCGCCGCCGGUGCCGCCGAUGCGUUCCUCGUCCAGAGGGCUCGAGCCCCAGGCGACGACUGAUUCAGAGAGACUCGAAGGGGAUGACGGAAACCUGUGUAAGGUGUGCCUGGUGAAGGAGCAGGACUGCGUGUUCCUCGACUGCCGCCACAUGGUCGCCUGCCUCCCUUGCGCGGAGAGGGUUCGGAAUUGUCCCAUCUGCCGGAAGGUCAUCGCUCAGCGGAUCAAAAUCUUCAAGGCGUGACUGUCUGAUUAAGUUGCCGGC